AUGGCUCCAUAUGAGGCACUGUAUGGGCAAAGGUGUCAGACUCCAACAUGUUGGACGGAGUUGGGCAAACAAAGAGUUUUGGGCCCUGAGUUAGUAGCCGAUACUGAGGAUAAGGUGUUAAGGUUUGGACAUAAAGGAAAGCUAAGCACAAGGUUCAUUAGGCCAUAUCGGGUUGCAAGGCGGAUUGGGCCAGUCGCUUAUCAGCUGGAAUUACCUCCUGAACUAGGCCAAAUCCAUGACCUAUUCCAUGUUUCUAUGCUGAGACGGUAUCGCUCAGAUCCUUCCCAUGCCAUGGCGAUUGAAGAAAUUGAGGUCAGACCAAACCUAACUUUCAAGGAAGAGCCCAUACAAAUAAUUGGUCGUGAUGUUAAGGUACUGAGAAGGAAGUCCGUUCCAUUAGUCAAAGUGCUUUGGCGUAAUCACAGGGUUGAGGAGGCUACUUGGCAACUUGAGGAAACGAUGCGACAUCAACAUCCUCAAUGGUUUGAAUCAAGUGAAUUUUGA
Messenger RNA from Gossypium arboreum, 504 nucleotides. RefSeq lists its product as uncharacterized. NCBI's taxonomy places the organism in Eukaryota, Viridiplantae, Streptophyta, Magnoliopsida, Malvales, Malvaceae. The coding region runs from base 1 to 504 and encodes 167 amino acids. The record is from RefSeq and is a predicted model, not a curated record. The transcript has 2 exons.